GAUGACGUCAAACGCACCAUUGGCUGUAAAGAUAAUUUGAAGGAAGUAUGCGAAACGUGUGCACUUGGAAAGCAAUCUAGUAAACCUGUACCGAAAGAAACGCAGAACAAGUCGCAGAAAGUUCUCGAACUCGUUUACUCAGAUAUACUCGGUCCAUUUGAAGUACCUAGCCUCAGUGGAUCUAGAUAUGCGAUUACAUUUAUCGACGAAUACUCGAAACAUUCCAUCGUAAAGUUUAUGAGCAAGAAAUCCCAAGCUUUUGAAAAUUUAAAGAGUAUGUAG
Molecule: messenger RNA, 282 nt
Organism: Paramuricea clavata
Lineage: Eukaryota; Metazoa; Cnidaria; Anthozoa; Malacalcyonacea; Plexauridae
Source: the annotation of a GenBank genome assembly